This is a messenger RNA of Anthonomus grandis grandis, 1976 nucleotides long. RefSeq lists its product as uncharacterized. NCBI's taxonomy places the organism in Eukaryota, Metazoa, Arthropoda, Insecta, Coleoptera, Curculionidae. Gene Ontology annotation, molecular function: alcohol dehydrogenase (NADP+) activity. The record is from RefSeq and is a predicted model, not a curated record. The coding region runs from base 165 to 1331 and encodes 388 amino acids. The transcript is spliced from 5 exons. Gene Ontology annotation, biological process: alcohol metabolic process.
GCGUUCCGAACCGCUCCUCAGGUUAGUGUUUCAAGAAACGCAUACCGAAAACCUGCUUCGAGAAAACAGUUUUCCUGAGAUAUUUUCCAUAGCACGAGGAUUGAUUUAAAAAAAAAUCAAUAAGUGAAUUUUCUAAUUUGUUUGCAUGGCUAUUGCAAUUUUACAUGAUGUUGACUGAAAGUGCUUUGAUUAAUUUUAACAGCGCGAUGUCUGGAUCAAGCAACAUGAACAAACUUUGUCGUCAAGUAUCAAUCGAGUCUCCCGGUCCCAUUAUCAAAGACUGCGUCUUCAGCUUUGAGGUGCCCGUUCCGGAUGUACCUGCGCAAGGUGCUCGCAUUCGGGUUGUCUGUGCUGGCGCUUGCUAUCGCAUGCGCACACGUAGCCCCUCUACAUCCAGCAUUUCAUCAGUGGAAGAUGCCGGCUACUCCCCUGCGCAUCAUGGCCUUAGAGAUGGUGCUCUUUUCCCUGGGUAUGAGGUUGCUGGCGUUGUAGACGCCCUUGGGGCUGAAGCUUCUGCAUCAGAUGAAAUCAAAGUAGGGACUCGCGUAGUCAUUUAUCCGUACGACGGCAUUCCUCAUGGUUAUGCAGAAUACAUUGUAGUGCCUACCAUAGACUAUUUGGUGCCUGUUCCAGACCAAUUACCUCUUGGUGUUGCCGCCAUGCUGCCCACCGGAGCUCUUUUGGCCAAGAAUGCUGUGGUUACCGCGCACAAGCAUGUCCUAAAGCUGUUUGAGGACCGCUCAGCUGAUCAUAUUGUUCGCAUCUUGAUUGUUGGUACCGGAGGACUUGCUUUAUGGGCUCUACGUAUUGCUGAACACCAUUUCAAGGCUCCUGAGUAUAUCAACCGAGUCAAGAUCACCGUUGCUACUUUAAAAGAUGAAGGCUUAAUGAGGACUGCUGCAGAACUGAAAAGAGUAAACAUUGUUCAGUGGAAUGAGGAUUUGUAUGAAAAACAGCUGAUCGAGAGAACCAAGAACGCUUGCAAUGGUUUAGUAGAUAUCGUCAUCGAUUUUGGUACUACCUCAAGGUCUCUACAUAGAUCUCUACAAUGUUUGAGUUGUGGUGGUGUGGUGUUAGUAAGUGAAGAAGUAGCGGAACGUCUGUUGCCAAAGUUCUCCAGAUUGAUUCAGCAAUCGAAUCAAAAAAUUGAGCCAGUUGCUAAUGGUAGCAUUGAACAACUCAAGGAGUUGGUCAAAUACGUCGCAAACGGGGACAUCGUCCCACCUCCUCACACAGAAUUUUCGGCCGAAGAGGCCUCUAAAGUGGUAGAAAAGCUCUGCCAUUCUGAGAUACCUGGCCGAGCUAUAUUACGUUUUCACGAUAUCCAGUAAAUUAGUAUUUCUAAGUAGUAUUAAUUUAUAUUUUAUGUGAAAUAUGUAUCAUAUUUCUUUUUAUUUCCACUUUUUCCUAUUUAUGAUCUUUUUUUUACCAAAUAUUUAAAAGUUCUUGUGAUCGUAUUAUAAUUUAAAGUAUUAGUUAUUUGUUCCGCAUUUAUUCGGGACUGUGCUUCUUACCAAAAUCUACUUCCUCUAAUUUUUUAUAUGUAAAAUUUAUAGCACAAUAAUACUAAAUGCUUAGGUAUUUUAAGACAAAAUAUAGUAAAUUUUGGUAAGGCGUCCCCAUGGCAUUGUGAUAAGCUUUAUUUAAGUUUUACGCCGAAAAGACUUGUGAUCCCUUGCCUAACUGUUUACCUACCUAAUUACUUAUAGGUAUUUAAAGAUCUGAUUACUUAGGUAACUAGCUAGAAGCAAGCCCUUACAAGCUUUGGUCAUUUUAAUCGAUUUGCAAAAAUAUUUCCUAGAGGGCAACAUUGGGUCUAUUUUUGCAGCUUUUCUUUAUGCGGCAUAUAUAUAUAGAAAUAGAAAAAAAUGUUUUUUUUUUUAAAAUUAAUUUCCUAGCAUUAGGUUCGUUCUUAUCUUGUUUCUAUUUUUUUUGUAUGUACAUAAAAAUCCCAAUAAAUAAUACAUAAUGUUGAA